AUGGAAAUGGUGAAUAAAAGUGAUGGUCAACUUGAGAAUUUUAAGAGUAAAAAGAGGUUCUUUGGGAGUGAAAUAGCUCAACGUGCACUAGAAAACAAGACGUUGACUCAUUGGUGGGAAUCUUACUGUGAUGCACACCCAGAGUUGCAAAACUUUGCAAUUCGCGUGUUAAGUUUGAUAUGCAGUUCUUUUGGAUGUUCAUAUGAAGAAAAGAAAUCGGUUGAAACAAAAGGCUAUAUGAAUGAUCUUGUGUAUGUGAUGGUAAAUACAAGAUUGACCAAGAAUAAGGCUAAAAGGAAAAAACGAGAUCUAACAAUCGAGGAUUUCCAAGAUGGUGAUGACUGUUGGUGUGUUAUUGAGGAAGAAAAUGCAGGUGGUAGUCGUGUAAAUGUAGCUGAUUUAGAUGAGGAUUUGAUGCAAAGUAUUGGUUCUAAAUCAACUUCACAUGUAAAUGAAUUUGAUGUCCUUGAAACUAUAGAAAGUGACAAUGAAAAAGGAAAUACAGACGAAGGUGAUGGAGGAGAUGAUGAUGAUGAUGAUGGUGAUGGAGGAGAUGGUGAUGAUGAUGGUGGAGAUGGUGAGAUUAAUGAAGAUGAAGGAGUUGACAUUGCGGGGGAUGAUCUAAAAUAUAGGCGCAUUUGUGACUUGUACUAG
Vicia faba (fava bean) is the source of this 654-nucleotide messenger RNA. The record is from the annotation of a GenBank genome assembly. NCBI's taxonomy places the organism in Eukaryota, Viridiplantae, Streptophyta, Magnoliopsida, Fabales, Fabaceae.